GAAGGUCAAAACACGAUCUUAGGAAAGAAAAAAAAAAACAUAGGACAAAAAGAGAAAGAGGAUGGAGAAACAAUUAUAUCAAAACAUGGAAGCUGCUCAAGUCGAACGAGGCAUCGGAACACUAGACUUGUCGCCGGAAAAGGAGAAGGAAAAAUCCCAUAAGCAUAGAGGACUAUUUCACCUCCACCAUCACUCAAAAGAUGAGAAAGAAGAAGAAAAAAAGAAAGAAGGUUCAAAGAGAGAGAAGAUAGCUGCAGCAAUGGUUGGUCUUGGAGCCACACUCAAGAAAGUUAAGCAUCCGCGCCACCAUGGAAGCGGUGGAAAAGAGGAACAAGAAGGAGCAGCAGAGGAAGAAGAAGAAGAAGAGGAGGAGGAGGAAGAUGAUGGUGGAGAUGAAGAAGAGGGAGGCAAGUUUAGUGCUUUCAUUUCGAUGAUAGCGGAAGCAUUUGAAGAAUAGAAAUUGUAAUUUGUUAUCAAUUUGUUGUAUUUUGUUUAUUCAAACUUGUUAUCAAAUUUGGUAUUUGUAAUGUUUCCCUUCUUAGCAAACUUUGAAAUGAGAUUUUUAUUUAAUGAUUUAUAAAAUGGUAUAUAGUUUUAUAUGUGAUAUUUGUUAUGUAUUUCGAGUAGUUGUAAAAGUAGUUUAUAAAGUCCUAUCUUUACU
This is a messenger RNA of Arabidopsis arenosa, 661 nucleotides long. The record is from the annotation of a GenBank genome assembly. NCBI's taxonomy places the organism in Eukaryota, Viridiplantae, Streptophyta, Magnoliopsida, Brassicales, Brassicaceae.